This is a messenger RNA of Amborella trichopoda, 597 nucleotides long. Its product is annotated as spindle/kinetochore-associated protein. Gene Ontology annotation, biological process: chromosome segregation; mitotic cell cycle; cell division. Gene Ontology annotation, molecular function: microtubule binding. NCBI's taxonomy places the organism in Eukaryota, Viridiplantae, Streptophyta, Magnoliopsida, Amborellales, Amborellaceae. Gene Ontology annotation, cellular component: spindle microtubule; outer kinetochore. The record is from RefSeq and is a predicted model, not a curated record.
GAGAGAGAGAGUAGAGAGAGAGAGAGAGAGAGAGAGGAAAGAGGGAGGGAGAGAUUAAUGGCAGGCAGAGAGGGUUCCCAAGCCGUCGACGCUCUUUUCAACCUCUUUACCAAGGCCAAGAACGAUCUCAAUGUUGUUCAGAACAGAUUGCAGAAGGAAUUUGAGCAGGCCUAUCCGGACAAUGCAAAUCCCAUGAGGCUUCUCCUUCGCAUAAAGAAACUGAAUGAAGAACUUCCUUCACUGAAAGAGCAAUGUGGUGAAUUACUUGCAGCCAAGCAGGAUUUGAUUGACAAGACAAGAAUGACCUUGGUUGGAAAUAAAAAGUUAAUACAACGGAUGCAAGCUUCAUCUGGCAUUCAUGUUGUCAACAGCGCAGAUGACACUGAUUAUGCUCAGUUAAACCAGAUUAUUGACGAGUGGAAUGCGCAAGUUGGAUUGAAGACAGGAGAUGAGAAGCAUGUUUCUAGCUCGAACAAUCUCAAUCAGUUGCUGUUCUCUGCCAAAGUUCAAAACAUCUGAAAAAUAAAAAGAACUACAUAGAGGAUGUAUUGUUACUUAGAUAAUCUUCAGUUCCUUGAGCCAAGUGGUGUGUAAGGG